This is a messenger RNA of Trichogramma pretiosum, 2352 nucleotides long. RefSeq names its product coiled-coil domain-containing protein 149. The transcript is spliced from 6 exons. The record is from RefSeq and is a predicted model, not a curated record. Bases 398 to 2173 code for a protein of 591 amino acids. NCBI's taxonomy places the organism in Eukaryota, Metazoa, Arthropoda, Insecta, Hymenoptera, Trichogrammatidae.
CUUACAGCUAUAUAUGUAGGCAGUGGAUGAUACACACACCUGUCAUCGUGGCUGUACUUUAAAUAUGUAUAUACACAAGCAGUAGGUACAUAUAUUCGCGAUCGUGGAGGGUGGUUUGCACGUCGUGUUUUUACGAUAAUAUAUUUAUGCUCGGAGCGAGUACGCCAACUGCUGAUUUGUUCGUUGCACAAAAAAGUUUCCUGUACAAUACGAUUGCCUUUUGGAGAAUAGUGUGCUAUCGUUACUCUUUUGCUGCUUCGCUGAUAAGGAUUUGAUGAUAAACCAAAUAACCGAGCUUUUUUCAGCAAAGCAUCGCCCAUGACAAGUCACGAGCCUCAUUCUACACCAGAUUGAUGCUUUCUAAUUUCUGCUUUGUUUUGAAUAAAACAGUAGAAGAAUGAACGGGGUAUUGGAAAGAAAUAGGUGUAAGGGCUCGUCACCCUUACACAGGGGUGUGGAACCUGCUGAAAGCGAAGUGAGUUUAUUGCAUAAAAAAGUACAAAUAAAGACUCAGGCAUUAUUGGUGCUUGGACAAGAACUAGAUCAAUGCAGAGCCCAAAGAGAUCGUUACAAACUUAUGGUUGAACAAUUGCAAGAGGAUAUUAGUAGACGAGACAAAGAAGAUGAACUUAAGAAGACUAUAAAUGGUUUCAAGUCCUCACCUGUUAAUGCAGCAAAUAAAAAUAAAGAUAAAAGUAAAACUAUAAAUACUUUAGAAGAAGAUACUAAACUUAUGGACUUAUUAAUAGAAUCUAAAGAACAGAAUAAGUGCCUUCGACUACAAGUUGACACGCUGAAACAAAAACUUAAUGAAAGUCAAGAAGAUAUCAAAGCUUUGCGCGCCAGAAAAACCGAAACUAUUUUGCCAUUGGAAUCUGCUCCUGCCAUUCAUCAGAGGGAAGAGUUGAUUGAACAAUUGGAGAGGUUAAAUGUUAAAUGUAAUCAGUUGAAAUUGGACUUACAGUCUGUGAUAGAUGAGAAGCAAGAACUCAUAUCCGAAAGAGAUGCAUACAAGUGUAAAGCACAUAGACUAAAUUAUGAACUAUCCAAGGCUCUAAAUGCAUCGCAACCUGUGGAUGUAGAUUCAUUGGUUAAUGAAAAUAGGUAUUUGCAAGAACGAUUCAAGCAAAUGAUGGAAGAAAAAGAACUAGCAGUACAGUCACUUAAAAAAUAUAAAGGUAUGCUUGAUAGCAAAAGACAAAAAGGAAUGAUUAAGUUAGGAGCUAAAUCAGCUGCUGGAUUCAUUAUGAGUUUCAAACAGUUAGAAAAAAUGUUAGAACAAGGACCCAAUAUUCCUCCACAGAAAGCAGCAGCUGCUUUAACUGAGUUGCAUAGUAUUUGUACUGCUCUUCUGGACUCAUUAAAUGAUAAAAGUGUAGCCUUAGCUCAUCAAAAAAAAACAAAUAAAAUUCUGGCAGCAAGAAUGUGCGAGUUGGAAAGAUCAAUAGAGUCACCAACUAUAAGGUUGUUAGAAGGAUAUUCUAGCACUGAUAUUGACAUUAGAUGUGAUUCAACAAGCCUAACUUCGGAUUUAUCAGAAGAUAAAGAAUCUGAUUUACAAUUUGACGAAAGCUCUAAUGAACAAGAUAUCAGUAAAAAGUCCGAUUUUGAUAAAGAUAUCAACAACAUAUCUUCCAAUGGAAUUGGCGUUGAUCAAAAUUCUGAAUGUAAAGAAACUACCACUAGUCAUGAUUAUCAAAAUAUUGAAAGUCUCAACUUUGAUAAUACAACUGGAAUAAGACAAGAGCUAGCUGUGCCCAUUGACAAAAAAAGUAAUGUAGAUGAAUCGUUCAAUAAACAAUUUGUCGAAGAAUUUGUUACGAGCGUAAUUGAAACCGAUUUGUACAGAAGUCAAACUAUUUCGCUUCUUGAUAAAGAAAAAAUAGAUGAAUAUAUCAGAACUGGAAUUAGAAAUUGCAACUGUGAAACAGUUCCAGAGGAUGAAGCAAAUGUCGAAGAGAAAUGCCAUACUGAGGGCAAAGAAAACGGAAAAAGUGCAGUGAGGUCAAGCCGCACGAGCAGCACUUAUGACUUGUUCAAGGAAAUAGACAAAGUUUUAAUGGACGAUUAUUCAAACAUUGAAAAAAGAUUAAACAAUGGUCUUCCAGCAAACUUAAAGGAAGCGAUAGAGCAAAGUAUUCAGCAGAUGGAAGUGAACAAGAACAAGAAAUAAGCUAUUUGUUAUUGCCGUAAAGUUUAAGGUACUUUAUCUAAAGUCUAAUCUGCGGUAAUAUGCCAUUCCAAAGAUUUUUUAUACGUGUAUUUUCAAUGGAACCAAAGAGUCAAAACUAAUGAAUGGCUUGUAAAAAGUAUACAUAAAAGACUAUAAUAAAUAUCAAAAUUAUUUCAGAA